AUGAAACUUGGCCCACUUCUGAAGGCCUUGCGUCCGAGAAAAAAAUGGCACGUCAGCGAAAGAAUGCGCCAGCUGAAGUGCCCAUAUGAAGAUUUUGACAUGGCCACAAUGGACAGUGAAGGAUAUAUGUACGUUCAUCCACACUUCACAAGGUAUCCAAACAUCACCGAUGAUGUUAAAUGCAAGGUAGUGUUUAUUGAAGGAGGACUACGAAACAAUGUGACGAAUGAAGGAUCCACGAAAAUUAUUGAAGUAGCCACAGUUGAGGCCCCAGAAAACACCCGAUUCUAUGCAAACGCUGAUGCAUUCUACAUUCGUUGUCAUCAAAAAAACAAACAAAUAUUCGAGAAGGUUUUUGCUGGAAUGAGAGAUUUCAAUAAACAGAAGAAUAAGGUCAGAAGGCUGAACGUUAUUUAUAUUUCGGAAGAUACAGAGUCGUUUGACCAUUUUGGAGGAAAACGAAAAAAGCCUCCAAUAAUCGACAAACCGAAGCGUUUUUCUAUUGACAUCCUGGCUUUUGAUUCAACUUCAAGAACAAUGUUUAUGAGACAUAUGCCUCGGACAGUGGAUCUGAUGGAUAAACUUGGUUACGAGAUACUCUACGGAUACAACAAGGUUGGAGACAAUUCAAUGGUGAACCUUCUGCCAAUACUCGUCGGUGAUAUUCCAGAAGCUCUUGCAGAGCCAGUGAAGGAUUCUAGCGGUGAUGUCAAUACACAAUGGAUCUUGCCAACAAAGAAAAAGUUGGACCCAUCACAACUACCGUUUCUAUGGAAAAUAAUGCAAGAAAAAUUCGGUUGUCGAACGAUGUUCAACGACGAUAUUGCCGAUGUAUCUCGUGGGCUCUUUCACUAUCCUGGCAAUGAGUUCAAGCCAGGUUUCACUUCGCAACCAGCAGAUCAUUACUAUAGAGCCUACUAUAUUGCUAUAUUUAAGAAAUGGGUCUAUACAGUUUGCAAAGACGGUGAUCAGAUCCAACGGGAGUUCGUUGACUUAUGGCGACGAUUCGCUCACCGAUACAAGAAGAUAUGUCAUUUCGGAUUCACUUUCAUAACCAGUCUCACACAUGAAGCGGGCCUUACUUUGGAAACCUUGGAUGAAUAUCUCAGAUCGAGUCUUGAGAACCUUCAACUCUCAGGUACUCUCGACAAUACGGUCAGCAUAAUAAUGGGAGAUCAUGGUAAUCGGAUUGGUGCCGUAAAGUAUUCGUAUACCGGAACAAUAGAGGAGCGAAUGCCACUCAUGGCUAUUAAAUUACCAACAGAUUUCAAGAAAUUGUACCCGAAUGAAUAUGCCAACUUCUUGGAGAAUAAAUGGAAACUUACAAGCAAUUUUGACAUUCAUCAAACUUUACGAGAUGUAGUGUUAAUGAGAUUCGGUACGGAAAGAACAAGAGGAACGGCGUCUACUGGUAGAGGAAUCAGCCUAUUCGACAAAGUACCGUCCACGAGGUCAGGAGUCACAAUCGUUGGAGAUGUCAAAGUACUGGGAAUCAAUCCUUUGGUCAGACAUGGACUCCGUACGAAAGAGAAUCUGACCAUAGUAGAGGAAAUCAAGAGGAAGGAUCCUAAAAUGGAUGUGAGUUCGUACACUGUAUAA
Molecule: messenger RNA, 1599 nt
Organism: Haemonchus placei
Lineage: Eukaryota; Metazoa; Nematoda; Chromadorea; Rhabditida; Trichostrongylidae
Source: the annotation of a GenBank genome assembly